AUGGAAUCCCUUUAUUUGGACAAAGACCGGCACAUCAAAUACUGGAAAAGAUGUGCUCAACUUCUGCCCGAGCCGUACACGGCUGGGGAGUCGAGCCGCAUGAGUUUCGGCUUCUUCAUCGUCGCCGCUCUAGAUCUACUCGGGUGUCUCGAGACUGUCAUCACCCUAGCAGAGAGGCACAGCUGGAUCGAAUGGAUCUAUGCUUGCCAAGUACCUCAUACUGGCGGCUUUAGAGGUUUCACAGGUACGGCACUGGCAGGGCUGCGAAGUCCUCACAACUGGCACUGGGAUCCAGCGAAUUUACCGAACACCUACUUUGCUCUGGCUACAUUAUUAAUAUUAGGGGAUGACUUGGCAAGGGUAAGGCGACAAGAGUGCCUGGCAUGGGUGAAACAAUUGCAACAGCCGGAUGGGAGUUUUGGUGAGCUUCUAGGCGAAGGUAAUCAGAUUCAGGGUGGAAGUGAUCCCAGACUUUGCAUGUGUGCUGUAGGCACGAUCAGGAUAUUGAUGGGAAAGGAAGGGCAGGGAUGCUCAAGCGGAAUUGACCAGCUCAAGCUACAGCAGUUCCUCGCAAACUGCCAGAGUCAGGAGGGAGGGAUUGCUCAAGCACCACUACUUGAAGCACACUCCGGCCUCAACUACUGUGCAAUAGCGACGCUCUCCUUCCUCAGCCAGAUCCACAACGAGAAACCGUCGAUCCGAGAACUCACGGCCCACACGGGAUUAGACAUUGCUAGCUGUGCUCGUUGGAUGUUGGAAAGGCAGACAACAUGGAUCGAGGACGAGGACGAGGACGAGGAAGAGGACGACGAGGGACAGAACGCGACAGAUGCGCCAAUCGCCAAAGACCAGCCGCUAGACGAACAUUCUUCGAGGGACACCGACUUGCAAGAGCUUGAUGCAAUUGCUGGGUUCUGUGGGAGGAGCGGGAAGAUCGCCGACACAUGUUAUUGCUUCUGGAAUGUGGGAGCUCUAACGAUUCUCGAGAAAGAGCACCUAGUUGAACUCGAUGCAUUAAGGAGGUAUUUGUUACAAAAGGUGGCACAUAUCAUCGGUGGAUUCGGUAAAGGGCCGGGGGCUCUUCCAGACUUACUACAUUCGUAUCUUGGACUCGCCGUGCUGGCGGUAUACAAGGAGCCUGGCUUAAAGGAGCUUGAUGCAACAUUUUGCUUCAGCUUGGACGCGGUCCAGAAUUUGAAGCGAGUGGCGUGGGCACGUUAA
Messenger RNA from Exophiala aquamarina CBS 119918, 1221 nucleotides. RefSeq lists its product as uncharacterized. NCBI's taxonomy places the organism in Eukaryota, Fungi, Ascomycota, Eurotiomycetes, Chaetothyriales, Herpotrichiellaceae. Gene Ontology annotation, molecular function: CAAX-protein geranylgeranyltransferase activity. The transcript is spliced from 5 exons. Gene Ontology annotation, biological process: protein geranylgeranylation. Bases 1 to 1221 code for a protein of 406 amino acids. Gene Ontology annotation, cellular component: CAAX-protein geranylgeranyltransferase complex. The record is from RefSeq and is a predicted model, not a curated record.